UAUAAGUAACAACUGCACGAGGACAAGCAGUGGCUGACACACACGUUACAAAAAUUGCGCUAAAAUGAGUUUUUCCAAAGAAAAGGAAAGUAGACAAUGAAUGUAGGGUGUUCCAGCAAGAGUGAACUUAGAAAUAUUUCUUUAUUGAGGUAUCAGGAAAAGCUGUGUGCAAGGAGAGCAUCGCUGUCUUGAAAGACAACAACUUAUCCCGACACUUUCAGACGAAGCAUGCAGAGAAAUAUAGGAAUAUGUCUUCUGAGCAGAGGGCAAGUGCAUCGAAAUAGUUGCAAAAGCAGCAAGGACUUUUCACAAAACGGCAUUCAGCAAACGACGGAAUUGCGAGUGCUAUCUAAGUACUGUCCUACACAAUUGCUAAACAUAGCAAGCCAUUCGCUGAGGGCGAAUUCAUUAAAGAAUGUUUCAUUGACUCUGCAGCAAUACUUUGCCCCGACAAGAAAGCUGUUUGAAAAUGUUUCCCUGUCAAGAUGAACAGCGACACGGCAUGUUGAGGACAUCACAGAGAAUAUGGAACAACAGUUGAAAGACAAGUGGGUUGUACCAGAGCUGGUAGGCCAGGCCCUGGCAACAGUGCUGAUGCUUGUCUCCCUGCACUGGUUUGUCUUCCUACUCAACCUGCCUGUGGCCACCUGGAACAUGUACAGAGUUUGGAAGGUGCCCAUGGGAAACAUGGGGGUGUUUGACCCCACUGAAAUCCACAACCGGGGACAACUAAAGUCUCACAUGAAAGAGUCCAUGAUCAAACUCGGCUUCCACCUGCUCUGCUUCUUCAUCUACCUGUACAGCAUGAUCCUGGCACUGAUCAACGAUUGAGAUCCCCAUGGCUGUUUUAAUCCAAUCGGCCAAAUCACAAACUAUUCAGAAUGUGGUGUUCAAUAUGUCCUGGUCCUCAGUCCUCUGCUCAGCUGAAGUCACCUGACAUUACACUCCCCUUGGAUACCUAAUCAUUGCUCAGCCCCCCCCUCCAUUACGUACUUCUGUGUUCUCACAACUGCCCUGGAAUUGUGUGUGUGCUUUCGUUCAGCCUGUGUCCAAUGCUGUCCAUGCACUGCUCAUCUGGGCAGAUGGAAAACAUGACAAUCAUACAGGCUAGAUGGUGCAUACGAUUGACUAACAUAUUUUCAGCCAAGAGCCAAUCACAACAGCUAGCACAUCCUCUUGCAGCCUGCCAAACAUCAUCUUUGAUAUGUCAAUGCCAUAUUUGAUUGUCAUAUUUAUUUUUUUGUCUCUUGUCAACAUGCUGGAAAAUCCUUGAAUAUCCUUUGCAGAAUACUAACCUGUGUUUUGGAGAUUUAUUUCUAUAUUUUCUUGGUCUCUUAACAUCAAUAAGUUGUAGAUCUGACAUUCCCUGACUGCUGAAAGUUGCACAUUUGAUUGGUAUUAUAAAAUAGUGUUCUCAGGGGAAUACAUGCACCUGGAUUGGAAAAUGUUUUUCAACCCUAUUUUUAUCACUCGACUGUGUAUCAAUGGGCAAUAUAACCUCGAUUCAAUCCGUAGCACUGAAGAGCAAUUUCAUUUAAGGUAAUUUCCAAUUGAGCUGAUAUGUAAGUCUUUAAAUUUGUGUAGUGCUUCAGAUUGAAUCAAAUCCCUUGUCUGUAUUAUAGUUGUAUUACAUUUCACUGUGUGUUAUUUGUGCAGUUUGAGAAUGACCAUGUUCCAGCCAAAUGUGUUUCUCCAUGGGGAAAGGGUGCGUGUUCAGAUUGUAUUAAAUCAAACUAAAAUUACUCGUUUAUGUGCUUUUGAAAAUAAUUUGUGGGGUUUCUUAAAUAAACUUGAAAGAGAACAA
Oncorhynchus gorbuscha (pink salmon) is the source of this 1804-nucleotide messenger RNA. Its product is annotated as protein cornichon homolog 4-like. Gene Ontology annotation, cellular component: endoplasmic reticulum membrane; COPII-coated ER to Golgi transport vesicle. The coding region runs from base 526 to 831 and encodes 101 amino acids. The transcript has 4 exons. Gene Ontology annotation, biological process: endoplasmic reticulum to Golgi vesicle-mediated transport. The record is from RefSeq and is a predicted model, not a curated record. Lineage: Eukaryota; Metazoa; Chordata; Actinopteri; Salmoniformes; Salmonidae.